Gasterosteus aculeatus aculeatus (three-spined stickleback) is the source of this 2451-nucleotide messenger RNA. RefSeq names its product PNKD metallo-beta-lactamase domain containing (gene pnkd). Gene Ontology annotation, cellular component: mitochondrion. The record is from RefSeq and is a predicted model, not a curated record. Lineage: Eukaryota; Metazoa; Chordata; Actinopteri; Perciformes; Gasterosteidae. Gene Ontology annotation, molecular function: hydroxyacylglutathione hydrolase activity.
UCACGCUCAGACGCUAUGGCGCUUCCUGAUUGGAUUGUAACGCUGGUGGCCACCGCAUCCUUUUGCUUUUUCUUGUAUUUAUGUAUUCUCCACAGACGCAGAGGACAAGCACUGUGGAGAAAGCUGUUGAGCAAACUAAUGGCCCGCUCAGAGAAGCCGCUGUUCCGAAUUGCGUACGCGCUGUACACCAAGACUGCACUGGGCUACAUGUACUACAAGAGACAAAUGAGGAAAGCCCGAGAACAGUUCCCUGCUGGACACUCGGCGGCUCGGCCCACAGAGAUGGACGGUAUCAAAAUAAUUCCAAUCCCGGUCUUGUCCGACAACUACAGCUACCUUGUAAUCGACACGACCUCCGGUGUCGCGGCCGUUGUCGACCCUGCGGAUCCUCAAACAGUCCAGGCAGUUCUCGAGGAAGAGGGAGUAACUUUAGAAGCAAUACUCUGUACACACAAGCAUUGGGAUCACAGCGGCGGAAACAAAGGGUUGAAAAGGAUUCACGCUGCAUGCAGAGUUUAUGGAAACGCGGCUGACAACAUUCCUGGCCUUACGCACCCUCUGUCACACGACGACUCUGUAACGGUUGGCCGCAUGCACUUUAAGGCACUCUUCACCCCUGGACACACAGUGGGCCACAUGAUCUACCUCCUGGAUGGCCAGGCGGUGGAUGCACCCUCCAGCCUCUUCUCUGGUGACCUGGUCUUCCUGUCAGGAUGUGGGAGGAUGUUUGAAGGCACCGCCACAACAAUGCUGUCAUCUCUGGACACAGUGGCCUCCUUGGGUGAUGAAACACUGCUGUGGCCUGGUCAUGAGUAUGCGGAGGACAACCUGCUGUUUGCCGCUGAGGUCGAGCCGCGCAACGCCGCCAGAGAGGAGAAAUCUCAGUGGGUCCUGCAGCAGCGCAGCCAGAAGCUGUGCACGAGUCCCUCCACCAUCGGGGAGGAAAGGCAGUACAAUCCGUUCCUGCGCAGCCACGCGGCGGAGCUGCACCUGGCCCUCGGCGUCCAGCAGCUCCAAGAUGAAGACUGGACCCAGUUCAGAGCUCGCGUGCUGGAGGAGCUGCGUAAAUGCAAGGACCUGUUCAACCGGAGAUCGUAGCUCAACGGCAUUAAGAGGAAGUGGUACGUUGUAUAGUGCCGAUGAGCGGAGUGACGAGACACCGAAUGAGAGGUCGACCUGUUCAGGGGAACUCGUUUGGUAAACUCACAAGGGCAUCAAGUCAUCUUUGACCUCUUUAACAUAGUUACAACUUUAUUUUUACAUGGCACUAAUCAAAAAGACUUACCUCUACAUUUUUAUAAUAAGUAGUUUUUGUGUUUACAGACUGAACAGUGCUCAAUUAUUCCUCUGUUGCAUAAACACAUUUCUAUUAUUUCAUUAGCAGAUCCGUUGAGUGAAACCGCUCUGCCUGUUAGGUACUGUAUUUUUAGUGCAUCGUCUUUUUUUAAAAUUAUUUUUUCAAGUAAUGCAUUGUUAAAUCACUUCAUGACAGUUAUGAUUUUGGGACCUUAGUGAUUGAGUAUUUGUUUUUACUUUUAACUAGUAUGGUACGGUUACUCUAACAAAUCACCUCCUGCUGUUGGUACGACUAGCACCACAAUGUACUGGGGGGAAAAUGUCUGUUUACUUACCUUUCAUGUGAAUCUUUGCUGAAUCUAAGAGCCAGUUUAGUUUUUGAAUUUAGUUCUGUACAAUGCUUGUUUGUGUUUGGAGUUCAGUGUUUAUCGUUCUCGCCAACGUGUUCCAUUUGACGAUUAAUUUAAUCAUUUUUUCUUUACUCUGGGGCCCACAGGUGUUUGGAGGUGGAAAACAUGUUUUCCAAUUCAACACUUGUUUGUACCUCUCGGCAUAUUCAAAGGGCAGAAUGAGUACGAUUGGCAGGCUUGGGGUUUGUAAACAUAAUAUUCGAAGCUGACCCCCCCCCUCACUGGAGUUUAGGGAUUUAUGGUUAUUGCAAGCGGGUAAAGCGCAGAUCCCAGAUUGAUUGAUUGGCUCUGAACGAGUUUUGUCCGCCCUGCGUUUCUCCCAGUUACAUUUACGCGUUUAUUUUCUGUUGCACGGCGAGAACAUGAACAACCUACGAGGACUCUACUGGUGGCGCAUUGUGACGAUUUGUCAUGUGAGCCCCAAGCUGAGCGUGUUAAACCUAUGGGGGACGACGAACGCAAACACCAAAAUGAUCGAAACAAACGUGAAAUGAUUUUUCACGUUUGUUACAAAAUGUGUAAUAUUUAAGAGUGAGACGGUGGAAUAAUGAUACAUUUUCUUUCUAAAGCGAGAACACAAUGGACCGGUACUCUCAUUUUAGAAGGAAUAUUUCACAGCCAAUUUGAAAACUCUAGAAACUGUACAUAUGUAUUUUUUUCUAAUAUAUUGAAGGACACUUUACGCUGUGAUGAUAUGGAGAUUGAUGCAAAUGAUUCCGGUACAAUAAACAAUCUUCUUCCCACA